GACCUCUUUUUGAAUCAUUAGUACUUGACUCAUUCAAGCAUCAUGAGAGUCCUGAGAUAAUGACUGCUUCCGAAAUCUCCCAUUCUCUGCCCCCGACAAGGGACUAGGGUAUAUCCUCAAGCCUCCAGUCGUAAGCGGCAGCGCAUCACCGUCCAACAGCACUAGAAAAUGGCACGGAGAUCUAUUGCCCUUGCUAGUUAUGCCUUCUGCUUGAUGCUUCUUACCGCUUUCCUAUGGCUAUGCUUCUUUGUUGAAAGCCCUGCUCAAGUACAUUUGCUUCCUGCCACGUCUCAGGAUGAACGUGGUCGUCCUGAUGUGGCUGCGCCAGGGGAGUACUUACUGGGGGUUGGGAAGGCAGAUAUCACAGGUCCCGUUGUCGAGAUCAACUUGAUGGGAUACGCCGACUCAGAUCAAUCAGGAACCGGGCUGAGACAACGCAUCUACUGCAGAGCCUUCAUAGUGGGCAGCCUGACGAACAACUCCUCCCGAAUUGCCUACCUUGUCCUCGAUACCCAGUCUGGAGAUAUAGCUGUCCGACACGGAAUAUUGGAAGAGCUAAAGAAGUUGGGCCCUGAGUAUGAAGUGUACAACAAGGAUACUCUUGCUGUUACAGGCACACAUAGCCACAGCGGGCCAGGAGCCUGGCUGAACUAUCUCCUGCCACAAAUCACAAGCAAAGGAUUUGACAAGAGAAGCUACGGAGCUAUUGUCACGGGCUCGGUCCUUGCGAUAAAAAGGGCCCAUGCCAGUCUUGCACCAGGUCAUCUGAGUUUGGGCCAGCAGAAAGUUGAAAACGCCAAUGUCAAUCGGAGCCCAUAUGCAUAUCUGCAGAAUCCAAAGACGGAACGAAGUCAGUACACUGAAGAUGUUGACACAACCAUGACCCUCAUGAAGUUCGAGAGGGCAUCAGAUGGCUUGUCAAUGGGUGUUUUAUCUUGGUUCCCAGUCCAUGGCACUUCGCUUUACCAAAACAACACUCUUAUCACUGGGGACAACAAGGGUGUGGCGGCGUACCUUCUUGAACAAUAUAUGCAAGAGCAGAAUCCUGCCUUCGUUGCUGGCUUCUCUCAAGCAAACGUUGGCGAUACAUCUCCCAACACCUUGGGUGCGUUCUGCGAAGACACUGGCCUCUCAUGUUCUUUCAACGAUAGUACAUGCGGCGGCCGCACUCAGCCGUGUCAUGGACGUGGCCCUAUGUUCUCGAGUCUGGAUCAAGGCACCAAAUCCUGCCUCGAAAUUGGCAGCCGUCAAAUGACAGCAUCCAGAGACCUCCUAGUUAGCGACAGUCUAGAACGAAUCCCAGCAUCAACAGUGUCAUUCUUCCAUACAUACGCCAAUUUCUCGUCGUUCGUCUUUACUUCGCCGUUCAAUCGAUCUCGGCAGCUGAAGACGUGCUCCGCAGCACUGGGAUACGGGUUUGCAGGAGGGACUACAGAUGGUCCUGGCGCUUUUGAUUUCUCCCAGGGCACAAAUGACUCGGACGACUCGCCGUCACUCAAGAAUCCUCUUUGGAAGUUUGCAAGAGGCUUCGUUCACGAACCAACAGACGAGCAAAUUGCCUGCCAGAAACCCAAACCCAUCCUGCUCGAUGUAGGUCAAGCAGAUGAUCCUUAUGCCUGGACACCCAAUAUCGUCGACAUCCAACUCCUGCGUAUCGGCCCACUCAUCAUUAUCGUGUCUCCAGGUGAAGCCACAACAAUGUCAGGCCGGCGCUGGCGCAAUGCCCUGGCAGACGCGGCUCCAUCCAUGUUGGGUAUUGACAAACCCCGAGUCGUCAUUGGCGGCCCCGCCAACACCUACGCCCACUAUAUAGCAACAGAGGAAGAAUACGGCGUACAACGAUACGAAGGCGCAAGCACUCUAUAUGGCCCACAUACGCUUGAAGCCUACAUCAACCUCACCCUCACAUACCUUCCGUAUUUGGGUUCCGAGAACGAAACCUCGCAUCUGCGCCGUCUCCCCGAUGGUCCUAGCCCACCUAUUAACGUCAACGUGUCACUUUCGUUCAUCACGCCGGUCGUCGUGGACAAUCCAGGCUUCUUCCGGAAAUUCGGAGCAACGUUGUCGUCUCCCGACCCAGAAAAGCACCACACUCCAGGCUCAACAGUCAAAGCUAGCUUCGUUGGUGCCAAUCCACGCAACAAUUUCCGCCUCGAAGGGACAUUUGCCGCUGUAGAAAAAUUCGACCCCGCGCAGGGCCGAUGGGUCCAAGUCCGCUCUGAUCGAGACUGGUUUCUCGUGUAUAAAUGGAAUCGAACGAGUACAGCCCUAGGUACCAGCGAAGUCAGUAUCGAAUGGGAGAUCGAGUCCGGUACGCAGGCUGGCAUGUACCGCUUCAAGUACUAUGGAGACGCAAAGGCACUAAAUGGGCACAUUACUGCCUUUGAGGGAACGAGCAGAGUGUUCAAUGUCGCUGGCGAUGAGAACAACGAUAACAACACGGAUGGGCGGGCUUCUGGGGAAGAACUUGUUCGUUUCUGAGAAUGAUACCACUUGUAGAAUGAGCUUACGAAAUGUAUGAAUAGGCAAUUGACAAGCGAUGACCUUCUGAAUAGCAGUAGCAUGCUAGACGCUGGAUUCCUCUGGCAUUUGCUAUUUCUGAUUGUGUGCUUGUGCUUGUGGAAUGUACUAUGAUUUUUACUCCUC
Molecule: messenger RNA, 2646 nt
Organism: Exophiala xenobiotica
Lineage: Eukaryota; Fungi; Ascomycota; Eurotiomycetes; Chaetothyriales; Herpotrichiellaceae
Exons: 2
Coding region: 169-2481 (770 amino acids)
Biological process (GO): ceramide catabolic process; sphingosine biosynthetic process; long-chain fatty acid biosynthetic process
Cellular component (GO): extracellular region
Molecular function (GO): N-acylsphingosine amidohydrolase activity
Source: RefSeq, a predicted model, not a curated record